This is a messenger RNA of Aspergillus oryzae RIB40, 723 nucleotides long. RefSeq lists its product as uncharacterized. The transcript has a single exon. The record is from RefSeq and is a predicted model, not a curated record. The coding region runs from base 1 to 723 and encodes 240 amino acids. NCBI's taxonomy places the organism in Eukaryota, Fungi, Ascomycota, Eurotiomycetes, Eurotiales, Aspergillaceae.
AUGUCAGGUAUUACACAUAUGGUAUCUGAAGGGACCUGUGAUGAGUAUCUGGCUGGCCUCUGGCGAAGCUCAUUUGUCGUCCAUUUAGCAUGGUACGUUUGUGGUUAUAUACAGAGUGGAUCAAUAGAGGACCUGGCUAGCCCGUGCAGUCCAUGCAACGAGUACAUAGCACCUACGUGGUCCUGGGCCUCCACCGCAAUGAAGGAUACGGUCGAGAUGCAUGGAAAGUCCGAAGAUGCCAGGACCCUGACCGUUCUGAUCGAUGCAAAGGUGGAUGUGAAAGGGGGAAAUAAGUUUGGCGAAGUAUCAGGCGGCUUUAUACAGCUCCGUGGGCCUGUUUGUGAAAUGCAGCUUUACUACGAUGAUGUAUGGUACCGUGUCCAACCUAGACCUUUAAAAGAAGGGGAGGUCAACGAGACAUAUCAGAUAAGAAUCUUUCCUGAUACGAGACUAUGUGCUGGAGAUGGACUCUUGGAGACAGGCGAGGUGGUACCCACGAUAUGCCGCAAAUACGCAGAUCUUCAGACCGAAGACUUCGGACUAGGCGACAAUGCAUAUCAUGCAAUAUAUAUGAUUGCUUUGUGGAGGACCCGUACUCAUGUCGCUGGUAUUGUCAUUGGACGAUCUCCUCGAGUCCCAGGCGCUUAUGAACGGCUGGGGAUGGUUAAUGGUCGGCUGAAGAUUGAAAAGGGGUUCGUGGACUCCACGAUUACAAUUGUUUAG